Messenger RNA from Triticum aestivum (bread wheat), 1499 nucleotides. RefSeq lists its product as uncharacterized. Gene Ontology annotation, cellular component: nucleus. Gene Ontology annotation, biological process: DNA-templated transcription. The record is from RefSeq and is a predicted model, not a curated record. The transcript has 7 exons. Bases 117 to 1271 code for a protein of 384 amino acids. Lineage: Eukaryota; Viridiplantae; Streptophyta; Magnoliopsida; Poales; Poaceae.
CACUCGUGCGUAACUCCUCCUCCUCUAAUCACGCUGCCAUCGGGAGGGCAAGGGCAACUAGGGUUCCAACUUCCCCUCCUACCACUCAAGCAGUCAGUCCCGGCCAGCCGUGCCCUAUGCCAGACUCUCGCCUCCUCAUCCCGGCCUUUCCCCCGUCUUCUGCCGAAUUCCCGUUGCCCCGACCAGAUAAUGAUAUGGAGUCAGUCAUUGGUCGCAUAUCUCCGUCGGUCCGUACAAGUCUAUGGGAUGGUGUGAUCAAACUUCAGAAAAUCACGGUGUUUGUGCUCGCCUUUUUUAGAAGUGGGGAAAAAAUUCAAGAUAUUGUCUGGCCGAAAACCAUAGAAAUUGAAGGAAGAGUGAAAUGGGGGGAUUUUAAAAAAUUCCUCAAGGAUCUUCGUCACUCUCAAAACCGGUCGAUAAUGGUAAUUUCCCUGUGCUUGAAUGCUGGGUCUUUGAAAGAUGGCUUAAAGGGAACGAAGGAGGUUGCAGACAAAUUAAAAGUGAACAAAAGAAUUGGUUUAGCAACAAUAGAAGAUGAUACAUGUAUUUAUGUAUGUCCCGGACAGAAGGAGAUAAUAACAGUCCUUCAAAAAUAUGGUUUCUGGGAAGGCGCGUCAACAGUCGAUACAAACCAAGACUCGUUAAUCGGUUUUGUUGUACGGGACCGAAUAUCACCGGUAAACACAAGCAAGGGAGAGAUAAGCAUUGACAAAAUACAAGAAAUUGGGGGCACUCAUGUGGAAGCACAACAAGUGAUAUAUGAUCAACGAUCAUACCCUGUUCACCCUCUUCAUGUUCCAGUAGAUGAUGGCAUAUAUUUUCGGCCUCCUCCUCUGGUACUAGCAGAGCAAGGCGCAUAUCCUUCAUGUCCUCCUCCUGGACUACUAAGUCAUGACUUUCAUGCUCGGCAUCCUCCUCCUGGACUACCAGGUCAAGGGUUACAUCCUCGACAUCCUCCUCAUGCCCCAGAAUGUCAAGGCGUCUUUCACUCGCAUGCUCCUUGCGCAAGAGACCAAGGUUUCAUUUCCCAUCGUCCACCCAAUUUUGCACCAGGAUAUUUGAGUCCCUCAACUGGUCAUGGAAACAACAAUGGUUCAUUACACUUGAGGCCACCUAGCGGUUCUGCUCCUGGUCAUGUGUGGCCUCCCAUGUUGCACCCAAGGUCCGGGGAUGAUCGUUAUGGUUUUGAAGGAUCGAAAGGUUUCUCUCGCUCUAGCUCCACAUAUUACUCUAGAUACGACAAUGGCUCAGGUAGCAGGCCUCGCAACUAAAGUCAUUGAUGAAAGUGUAGCCUUGUCCCAAACAACAUUCUGAAUGAUUUAUCUUAGAUUGGUGUAUUCAGAAGUACAAGCCAGACACCAAGACAUGGAUUCUUGUUUCCUUUUCCUUUUGGACAAGUUACUCCCAAUAUCUGCAGAACAGAAUUUUUGAUGUGUACAAUGAUGUAUUACUAUGUUCCAACUGGCAUUGCUUCAUGUAUCUUAAGAUUUGGUGCUCAA